AUGGCCCUUGACGACGAGUCGCCCGCAUCGAACCAGGACGGGGGUGGCAAUGGCUCCAACACUGGGAAGCGCAAGAGUGACGACCCUCAGCAGCAGCAGAAGCAGAAGCGAAAUCGCUACAUCUCUAUAGCUUGCAACGAAUGUAAGCGACGAAAGAUCAAAUGCAACGGCCAGACUCCAUGCCAGCGAUGCGGCAACCUCGCCCUGGACUGCGUCUAUGCUCCCAACUGCUGCACCUCCAACUUCAAGGAUACCGACGAGUUUCGAAAUAUGUCCAACCAGAUUGCCUCUCUUCAAGAUCAAGUCAAUGCUCUCUUUGCCAGCAUGAACACUCUGCGCGCAGACCUCGCUCACCAACAACCACCUAUCGAUCCUUUUUUGCAACAUCAACCCAUCAUGUCACACGAACAUGCUGCUUCCACCGAUCUUUCUCGAAGAAAGAGUAUGUCAGCACGACCAGCCUUCAGAGGCCCCACGAGUACCGAGUUCAACCUUGGCGUGGCCAAGAAUCAUCUCGAGACUAUAGGCAUUGCCCCCGCUGGCCCUGAAGACGAGCUAUUGCGCGAAGAGUCGCCAAGCGCACAUAUCCUGACUUCUGCUCCGCUACAUGCCACCAAGGAUCCCAUCUGGAAUGUCAAUCGCGACGAGGCUCUCCGCCUUAUACGUGUCUAUCAGGACGAUAUGCAUAUCAUGUAUCCUCUACUCUCCAUACCAGAACUCGUUGCCUACGUCAACAAGCUCUUCACUUUCAUGGAAUCUGCUCAAAGGACGGGCCUUAUGAUGAGAUCUGCUCCUGGAGCCGAUUCCAUCGAUGACGAAGAGACGAACAUACUCAAGAUCGUAAUGGCUACUGCCAUGGUUGUCGAGGGUUCGGGGAGAAGCGAGCUCGGCCGUGCCAUGUACGACUACGUGCAACCCUCGAUUGACGCUCUUUUUCUUGGUGAUACUAGCUUGAGAGGUGUCCAAUUGCUUGCUCUCGCGGCUACAUACCAGUUUCACUGUGACAACGAAGGCAUAUCAUGGCGCAUUAUAGGCUUGGCUGCUCGUUUCUGCAUCGAGCUUGGCUUACACCGUAAAGAGACAUACGAUCGCAUGGAUGAAGAGCAGCGCACCAUAGCCAUGCUUACCUUUUGGUCUGUCUACUGUCUUGACAGGAGGUGGAGUUUCGGCACUGGAAUGCCUUUUGCUCUACAGGACUCUGAUAUUGAUCCAAAUCUACCAAGACCGGGCGAGAAAUCACUUUAUUUGACUGCCAUGAUCGAACAUUUUGCCAUAGCCAGCAAGGUGAGACAUCUGAUAUACUCUGAUUCGAGCAGGAAACAGGUCAGCAAGGAGGAUGUGAGUUAUCUCGACUUCCAGAUUGUCAACUGGCACAGAAAUCUCCCUCAGCAGCUACAUUGGGAUAGAGAGUCCUGGAGCCAGACAGAUGGAGACGUUUCAGCUGGACAACAACGCCUCCGAGUCAUCCUCUACUUGCGAGCGAACGUUAUGCGCGUCAUGAUUCAUCGGCCCGUGCUACAUUCGACAGCGUCAAUUGUGAGCAAUCCCAUACAAGCACAGACAGCUGUAGACAUCGCCAAAGACACGAUCCGCAUCUUGACGCACAUCAACCGGACGAGCAGGAUGUAUCGAGCUUCGCAGAGCUUGUUCAAUGCGUUCCUUACGACAGCUUUGGCGGUGUUGUUCCUCGCAGUUUCACACAUGCCCGAGACAUAUGCAGGGCAGGUGCGUGAGGAAUUCUACAUGGCGCUAGAUCUAGUACGCGGUAUAUCAAAGGGGAGUUGGGUCAGCAAGAGGUUGUGGAAAACAAUUCGGUCGCUGAAGGAGGUAGGGCCGAAGCUCGGAUUGGUGACGAGCAAUGUGCAGAGCGACCCCAACCAUUCAGCAGCGGUCGCCAUGGCCGGACUUGCGGGACACAAGGUUGACGAGGGAGCAUUUCUGAACUCUGGAGGAUGGAACAACAUGGGAAGUGCAUCUUCAUGCUCGCCUGACGGGAUGGUACAUGACUUGACCAAUUUAUUUGAGGCGGCCGGAGGAUACACGAAUGGAUUUGGGAGCGGCUUCGGGGCAGGGGUGCAUCAAAUGGAUGAAAGUGGGUUCGGUGGCGAGGAUGAGUUGAGCAGAAUUCUGCGGGAUCUGUUCUGA
Messenger RNA from Aureobasidium melanogenum CBS 110374, 2145 nucleotides. RefSeq names its product fungal transcriptional regulatory protein. The record is from RefSeq and is a predicted model, not a curated record. Lineage: Eukaryota; Fungi; Ascomycota; Dothideomycetes; Dothideales; Saccotheciaceae. Gene Ontology annotation, biological process: DNA-templated transcription; positive regulation of transcription from RNA polymerase II promoter by galactose. Bases 1 to 2145 code for a protein of 714 amino acids. The transcript has 4 exons. Gene Ontology annotation, molecular function: RNA polymerase II cis-regulatory region sequence-specific DNA binding; zinc ion binding; DNA-binding transcription factor activity, RNA polymerase II-specific. Gene Ontology annotation, cellular component: nucleus.